Messenger RNA from Salpingoeca rosetta, 1161 nucleotides. Its product is annotated as alpha/beta hydrolase. Gene Ontology annotation, cellular component: mitochondrion. Lineage: Eukaryota; Choanoflagellata; Craspedida; Salpingoecidae. The record is from RefSeq and is a predicted model, not a curated record. The transcript has 2 exons. The coding region runs from base 112 to 1161 and encodes 349 amino acids.
CGAUGACGUAUGAAGACACAUGACGUGUUUGUCGUGAAUUAAAAGCUGGUUUUGUCCUGGUCGUUGUUUCUUCUGAUCGCCAACCAAACCAACCAAACCAACCAAACCGCGAUGAACGCGUCCUCGCUGUGGUGUCGGCUGUUGCCGUCCUUGUCGAGUGUUGUGCAGCAAGCACAGCAGUGUGUCGGCCGCAGUGGCGCUGCUGGCAGUCGCCUAGCACCACUGGUGGUGUCAACUUCGAGGCUCAGCAGCUCCAGUAGUGAACCCAAGAACAACAAUGGCGACGUCCUGACACUGGCGCACAGCGUCGUGCAGCCAUCCAGUGGCAGUGCCUGGGCCACGAAGCAAACCGAGCCUGUCUCCAAAGACGCAUCCUCCUCCGCGCCCAUCGUGUUUCUGCACGGGCUGUUUGGAUCGCAGCUCAACUUCCGCACGAUUGGCCGCAUGGUCGCCGACCACACUCACCGGCCCGUCGUUCUGCUGGACCUGCGCAACCACGGCCGCAGCCCGCACGCGCCCACCAUGUCGUACGAGCAGAUGGCUGGCGACGUGGCGCACACGCUGCGCGAGGGCCUCGGCGUCUCCCGCGCAUCCCUCGUUGGGCACUCCAUGGGCGGCAAGACGGCGAUGAUGACGGCGCUGCUGCACCCCGACCUCGUGCAGGACCUUGUUGUCGUCGACAUUGCCCCCGUCACGUACCCGCUGAUGCGCGACACGAUGCGGGUGGCGCAGGCCAUGAAGCAAGUCCCGCUGGCGUCCGGACACAUCCGCACACGGCAGGACGCCGAUGCAGCCCUCAAGGACAACGUGACAGACCCCAUUGUUCGCCGCUUUGUCCUCACCAACUUUGUUCAGGGCAAAGCACCGACGCCACCAACCUGGCGCGUCAACCUCGACGCCAUCCUGCACGAAAUGCACAACCUGAGCGGCUUCCCGCUCCUGCCCGGUGACGCCGCGUGUGCAGACCUCCGUACCCUCUUCCUGCACGGCUCACGCUCAAACUACGUCCUCGACGUGCAUGAGGAGCCCAUCCACGCCUUCUUCCCGCGCGCCGAGCGGACGGCGCUGGAUGCUGGGCACUGGGUGCACGCAGAGAAGCAAGCCGAGUUUGUGCGCACUGUCGUCGGCUUUCUCUCACACACACCAGCACCCAAGGCGUGA